AUGUCAUCCAUCUACAAUCUCGAGCCGCAGCCGACCGCUUCGCUCAUCCUCCACACAACGCAAGGCGACCUGUCGGUCGAGCUUUUCGCGAAGCAGACGCCGCUCACUUCGAGGAACUUCCUCCAGCUUUGUCUCGAUGGCUACUACGACAACACAAUAUUCCACCGCUUGGUUCCCGGCUUCAUAAUACAAGGAGGCGACCCCACGGGGACAGGAAACGGAGGCGAGUCCAUCUACGAUGGCGGCGCAUAUAGCGGCGACCUAGAUCCAUGGCCGAUGGACCAACGUCGCGGGAAGAAUGCUGGGCCAACUGGUGUGAACUUCAAGGACGAGUUUCAUUCACGUUUAAAAUUCAACCGGAGGGGACUGCUGGGGAUGGCGAACGAAAGCAAGCCAGACACCAAUGCGAGUCAAUUCUUCUUCACCCUAGACAAGGCGGAGGAACUCAACAACAGAAAUACCAUGUUUGGGAGGGUGGUAGGAGACACUAUCUAUAACUUGGCUCGUAUGGGUGAGGCGGAGGUCGCGGAAGGAGGGGAGCGGCCUCUCUAUCCUGUUAAGAUCACAAGCGUCGAAAUACUAGUCAACCCUUUCGACGAUAUGAAACGGCAAGAGAGGGUGGUAAAGCACAGCCAACAAGCUCCCGUUGUAGAGAAGAGCAAAAGGACGAAGCCCAGAGCGGGGAAGAAGCUACUAAGCUUUGGCGACGACGACGGCGACGAGGUUGCGGUGGUCGUUAAGAAAGCGAAGUUCGACUCACGGAUUGUGAGGGACGUCGAUGAAGAGUCAACAUCUGUCGUUCGGGCGCCGAGGAAGAACGAUAAGAGGGAUGGUAAAGUGAACAAAGUAGCAGAACUAGGCCGCGAGUCUCGAAUCGAGGCGACAGGCGAAGCGGAGCCGACACCCCCGCUCCCACCGACGGAGAAGUUGUCGAUACCCAUUCAUGACAAACCUUCGGUGACAGAGGUGCCGAGGAAAAAAUCAGCGCUAGAGCAGGCAAACGAAGAGAUAGCGGCCUUGAAAGCAUCCAUGAAACGGACGAUCCAUUCCGAACCAAUCAGAGAGGUUAGGAAAACAGCCCUGGAGCAGCUGAUCCCGGAGACCUCCAUGCGCGGCCGGAAAAGGCGGAGGGGUGGCGAGGGGACCACGAAUACGGACUUGCUGAUGUUCGAGGCUUUCCGUUUGAGGCUUAGCCAGGCCGGACCGGAGAAGGUGCAGCCAGAUACGCCAGCGGAGGAGAAGAAGAAGAAUGCCGGACAAGGCUCCGGCGACCAGGAUGACGAGGCGGAGCUCUGCGAUUUGCACUUCAUUGCCAACUGCCAGAGCUGCACUUCGCAGGACAAGGCAGACAACGAAGAAAGCGACGACGAAGGGUGGAUGUCACACUCGUUAAACUUUGCGGCCGACAGGUUAGGUAAGGACUUGUCUUACCGAAGGCAGGCCGAGGAGGAGCUGGUCGUCAUUGAUCCGCGGGAGAAGGCCCGGACGCUCAAGGAAGAGAAGAGGGCACAGCGAGAAGCGCAGUCUGGGAACUCGGGUCGGGAAUGGGACCAGGCAAGAAACGCCAGGUUAGCAAGGGCGUCGGCUUUGGCAGGAAGAGGAGCCAAAUGA
Messenger RNA from Durotheca rogersii, 1611 nucleotides. Its product is annotated as cyclophilin-like protein. The transcript has a single exon. Gene Ontology annotation, biological process: protein folding; protein peptidyl-prolyl isomerization. The coding region runs from base 1 to 1611 and encodes 536 amino acids. Lineage: Eukaryota; Fungi; Ascomycota; Sordariomycetes; Xylariales; Xylariaceae. The record is from RefSeq and is a predicted model, not a curated record. Gene Ontology annotation, cellular component: catalytic step 2 spliceosome. Gene Ontology annotation, molecular function: peptidyl-prolyl cis-trans isomerase activity.